GUUGUUGAAUGUUUUUAACAGCUGUUUGUUAAAUGUCAAAUUUGACAUUUAGUUGAUUGAGUUUGCUGUUUUUUAUGAAAUUACGUAAAAUUUAACACAGUCAAAAUGUCUUUAGUAAAGGCCGGCUAUUAUGAUAAGCCCGAAGGGCAAGACUGUUACGGCAAAAUGUUGGCCACCAAUUCCUAUGCUGCUGCCGCCGGCUUAGCCUGGUCCACCAUUGAUGUAUUGAUGUUGUCACAUACCAAGGGUUAUAUACCCACAAUGGCACGUUUUGCCUACAAUAUGGGACCCAUGAUGGGUAUGGCCUCAGCCUUCACAUUAACCACUUAUUUGGCCACAAAUGCCAGAGGCAAGGAUGAUAGAAUUAACUAUUUCUUGGGUGGCAUGGCUGCUGGUGGUGUUUAUGGCGCCUGGAGACGCAAUCAUGUAGCUGGUCUAGUUAUGGGUUUGGCAUUUGGUGUUGCUGGUGUUAUUAAGAAAUUGUCCAUUGAAGAAGGUUGGGAAUUCUUCCCCGCGCUCAACCAUCAUGGUUUUAUGGGUGUCUCAGAAAAAGACUACUCUUUAAUGGCCGAACGUCCCAAAAAUUGGACAACCGGCAAGGAGAGCUCUUAGAGAGCAUUAGCAAAUCUGUGUUUUAGUCAUUAGUCGAAAAAUGUUAAAUUUUACAAAACCAUCGUAAUGAAUUCGUGAAAAACAAACAACAAACCGAUAAUAAAAUCAAAUAACUAAAUUA
This is a messenger RNA of Calliphora vicina (urban bluebottle blowfly), 733 nucleotides long. RefSeq names its product NADH dehydrogenase (ubiquinone) B14.7 subunit (gene ND-B14.7). The record is from RefSeq and is a predicted model, not a curated record. The coding region runs from base 106 to 612 and encodes 168 amino acids. Gene Ontology annotation, biological process: mitochondrial respiratory chain complex I assembly. The transcript is spliced from 4 exons. NCBI's taxonomy places the organism in Eukaryota, Metazoa, Arthropoda, Insecta, Diptera, Calliphoridae.